CUGGACACUGAGCCGUAUGCAUAUCAUAUUUCGAUCGGUUUUGAUUUGCCCAGGAUGCUGCAUGAGCGGACCGUUUUCCGUGCCAAAAAGUCCACUCACACAUCUUGCAGUGCAUCCAACAUCGAGAAGGCUGGCGAGCUGGGCUACGAAUGGCUACACGUACUCUGGUAGGGGAGGGGGAAGCCUCGCUGCUCCCAAGCCGGGCACCACCCACGUCCACGCCAAGAUGGGACCGGUGGGUGUGAACACAAUGUGUGUGGCGUCAGAGUUGUUUACUGUACGGCUUGCUUGAGCUGUCAAAGAUCCAAUUGACUUAUUUGCUGAUGGCGUGGACGGUCCUGGACGAACCACCUUGCCCAAGCUGGUCCAAUUGGACAACGGAACGUGGAUGGAUGGAUGCACGACAUAGAGUUUGUAGAGCUCCAAGGGCUCCUUUGAGAAGGAAGUUGAGCUACGGAAACGCGCGAGCUACUCAGUAUUCGUGAAGCGAAAAAUAAUCAGCAACACCGUCGAUGCAAGAGAAAGCUCGGAAUGAUUCUAGGACAUGC
Pseudomassariella vexata is the source of this 548-nucleotide messenger RNA. RefSeq lists its product as uncharacterized. Bases 17 to 292 code for a protein of 91 amino acids. Lineage: Eukaryota; Fungi; Ascomycota; Sordariomycetes; Amphisphaeriales; Pseudomassariaceae. The transcript has a single exon. The record is from RefSeq and is a predicted model, not a curated record.